AUGCCUCGCCAUCGACCCACCUCCGGCUAUGCCCGUCUUGCACAGGCAGACGAAGAUGAUGGACCACUGGGAGACGAUGAUUCUGGAGACGAGACAUAUACAAAUUCACCAGUUAGUACCCGCUAUGCUUCCAUCCAGCCAGGUCCACGGGAGAGCAUGCGCUCGACUCCGCACCACGAUCAUCGACGAAGACCCACGAGGCCUAUGAGAAGUAAUUCCUCUGGAGUAGACAUCAAAGCUAUCAACGCCAGGCUAGAGAGGUGGGCGGAAGAGAUAGCUUCCAAAUUCAAGAUUACUUCAGUCAAGGGCAAGACGCACGAGGAGGAACAGUUGGAAAUACACCAUUCAGUCUUUCAAGCUCCUCCAGGGAUUCGUCCGUACACGGCCUCCCAAUUGGCAGCUUAUGCCGCUCAAGAGACGGGACGCUUGACCAAAGCCCAGUUUGACGAUAUUGUCGAAAGCGUGAAAGUGGCCAUCGAACUCGGAAUACACCCCAAAAUGAUCUCUCAAGGCAGUUCCGGUAGUUACUUUGCGCGCAACAGUGAAGGCAAAGUGGUUGGUGUCUUCAAGCCGAAAGAUGAAGAGCCAUAUGCGUCAAGAAAUCCCAAAUGGACCAAAUGGAUACACCGAAAUCUGUUCCCCUUCUUCUUCGGCAGGGCCUGUCUUAUUCCGAACUUGUCCUAUGUUUCAGAAGCGGCUGCGUAUGUUCUUGACGUCCAACUAAGGACGUACUUGGUACCUUACACAGAUGUCGUCUGGCUGUCUUCAAAGUCGUUCUUUUAUGAUUUCUGGGAACGGAGAAGCAGCUGGAGAGGGAAGAAAAGCCUUCCCGCCAAAGUUGGCAGUUUCCAGGUUUUCUUAAAAGGAUUCAAGGAUGCCAAUAUCUUUUUACGCGAGAACCCGUGGCCGGACCAGGCAACCGAAUUUCGAGCAGAUCUUGAACACACCCGAAAAAGAAGGCCUUUAACCAAUUGUAUUCGUGGCGGCGGUCAUUCCGAUGACGAAGAAGAGACGCCUCGAGUUCUGUCGCCGCCACUUCAAGAUCAAACCCCCAAAUUCCACUGGACCCCAACAUUAAAACAAGCCUUUCGAGAAGAGCUGGAGAAACUUGUCAUUCUGGACUAUAUAAUGCGAAACACAGACCGGGGAUUGGACAACUGGAUGAUCAAAAUUGAUUGGAAGCUGGAAGAAGUGUCGAUUGUCGCAGAGCCGCCGAAGCCUAAUGGUCCUGCCCAAAAUGGAGACGCUCACCCUCGACCGAUGUCGACGAGUCCACAGCGACCUGAAUCGAAUACCUCCCGACCCUAUAAAAGGUAUGAGGCAAUGGAGAGCCGUUCAGCGACUCCUUCGAAUGCUCGAGAAGAAGGUUACUCUUCGAUUACAAUCGGAGCCAUCGAUAACAGUCUGUCAUGGCCAUGGAAACACCCAGAUGCUUGGCGUAGUUUCCCCUUUGGCUGGCUGUUUCUCCCGGUUUCUCUUAUUGGACAACCGUUUUCGAAGAAAACCCGAGAUCAUUUCCUCCCCCUACUAACGUCAACCGCAUGGUGGAGUGAAACUCAAAUGGCGCUGCGAAGAGUUUUUGCGAUGGAUGCCGAUUUCAAAGAGAGCAUGUUCGCACGACAAAUUGCCGUCAUGAAAGGUCAAGCUUGGAAUGUCGUUGAGACACUUAAACAAGACGAUCAUGGCCCGCUAGAAUUGACAAGACGGACAAGAGUAUGCGUCUGGGACGACUUGGUCGAUGUCCCCGUUGCAAUACCGAUGCGCGUGCCUUCCACAGACAUGGCCCGGAGAGCGGCACACCUUGAUCAAGACGACGAGAUGGACAUAGGAGCGUCUUACGCCUCAGCCCCAUCAGGAAGACAAGCACCACAGCAUGAUCUUCUGGGCUCACCGACAAGCGAGCUUCCCAAUCCAAACCGUUUCGACCUUACCCGCGAGGACAGCGCCGCGGAUCUAGGAUACAUGCCUGGUGAAGAAAGGCCCAGUAGCCCUAUCAACAUCCGCGGCGCCUACGAUUCGACGGACUAUGCCAGAGAAGCAAGAGACAGCCUCGGAAACAGCGCCACGCUUCCUGCCCGCGGCCCGGCCAAGGGCAAGAAUCGAUUCAGCUUCGAAUUCCCCCGCCGUGAAGGCAAUGUCAAUAGCCACAAAAGAAGCUCGCGCAGACAACGAUCAAUGUCGACCCGCAGCGGCAAACCCCCGCCUAUUGUUUACGAAGGCGACGACCUUGAAGGCGAUCUCGGCUACGCGGCUGCAAGCGACAUGGAACAACAUAAACGCAAAGUCAUCGUCGAGAGAUUGGAGACCGUCAAGAGCAAGAAACCCUUCUUCACCUGGUGUUGA
Rhinocladiella mackenziei CBS 650.93 is the source of this 2343-nucleotide messenger RNA. RefSeq lists its product as uncharacterized. NCBI's taxonomy places the organism in Eukaryota, Fungi, Ascomycota, Eurotiomycetes, Chaetothyriales, Herpotrichiellaceae. Gene Ontology annotation, cellular component: trans-Golgi network; lysosomal membrane; fungal-type vacuole membrane. Gene Ontology annotation, molecular function: 1-phosphatidylinositol 4-kinase activity. The coding region runs from base 1 to 2343 and encodes 780 amino acids. The record is from RefSeq and is a predicted model, not a curated record. Gene Ontology annotation, biological process: endosome organization; phosphatidylinositol phosphate biosynthetic process; Golgi organization. The transcript is spliced from 2 exons.